AUGGCAAAAAAGAGUAAGCUGCUCGCCGCUCUGGAUGCACACAAAGGGCGAGACUAUGCUGCAGAGAAGCGGAAAAGUGAGGUCAAGGCCGCCGAGAAGAGAAAGCGACAGAAGGUCGAGAAAAGCGAUGCUGAUGGUGCCUCGGAAAUCGCCACAGAAGCUGGCGCCGUACUGAAGAAUGGCGAUCAGCGCGAAGAGCACGACUUUGAGGCCUUUUCAGAGGAUGGCUCGGAAGACCCCCACGAUAAAGAGGGAGGAGCAGAUGAGGACGACGUUGUUACCAGCACAAUCCCUCAACCAGACCAACCCGCCGACGCAUCCGCAUCAGAAGCCGAAAACGAAUCGGACGUCGCACUCUCAGACCUCGCCGACGAGGACCUAGAAGACACCAUUCCGCAUCAACGCAUGACAAUCAACAACGGGCCAGCCCUCACCGCCUCACGAAACCGCAUCACCCUUCUCGGCAAACACCGCGCCGGCACGAAGAACAAACGCACUCCGUUCCACAUCCACAACUCGCUGAUCUCGACCCUCCCCUCCGCCAACGAAACGAUCCCCGACCCCAACGACGACCUCACACGCGAGCUAGAGUUCUACCGGAUCGCACGAGACGCUGCGGUCCAAGGGCGAAGUCUGCUCCAGAAGGAGAAAGUCCCCUUCACGCGGCCGACGGACUACUUCGCGGAGAUGGUCAAGACCGACGAGCACAUGGGCAAGAUCAAGAAGAAAAUGUACAACGAUGCCGCAGGUAAAAAGGCUUCCCAGGAGGCGAGGAAGUUGCGUGAUGCGAAGAAGUUCGGCAAGGCGGUCCAGGUCGCAAAGGAGCAGGAGCGUGCCAAGGAGAAGAGGAAUACUUUGGACAAGAUCAAGGAGUUGAAGAGAAAACGCAAAGGUCAAGACACGGGUAAAGUACACGAGGGCGGCGAUACAGACAUCUUCCAGAGCAUCGCCGUUGAAGACGGACCCGCCAAAGACCGGUCCGGGCGAGAACGAGGCGCAGGCCCGAACCCCAAGCGCCAGAAGCGGGAGCAGAAGUACGGCUUUGGAGGCAAGAAGCGAUUCUCCAAGAGCGGCGACGCCGUCAGCAGUGGCGACAUCAGAGGGUUCUCGGCGUCCAAAAUGAAGGGCAAGGGCAAGCCGACCAGGCUGGGCAAGAGUAGGAGAGCUGGUGCACGUUGA
This is a messenger RNA of Exophiala aquamarina CBS 119918, 1179 nucleotides long. RefSeq lists its product as uncharacterized. Gene Ontology annotation, biological process: rRNA processing; ribosomal large subunit biogenesis. Gene Ontology annotation, cellular component: nucleolus; preribosome, large subunit precursor; nuclear periphery. NCBI's taxonomy places the organism in Eukaryota, Fungi, Ascomycota, Eurotiomycetes, Chaetothyriales, Herpotrichiellaceae. The coding region runs from base 1 to 1179 and encodes 392 amino acids. The transcript is spliced from 2 exons. The record is from RefSeq and is a predicted model, not a curated record.